AUGGUUUACGUUGAGCCAGCCUUUCCUCGCGGAAAAAAUCGAGAAGUCAACGAAGAUAAAAUAUCCCGAAAACGAGCUAUUAAAGAUCCCAGGCAAUAUGGGGCUUCUACUACUCAUGAGGAAAAAUCGCGACGACCGCGUCCUAAAGAACGCAGACGAGUGCUAUUGGAGAGCAAACGAAUGGAUGAAGAGGAAGAGACGCAAUCUCUCACAGCACAGAAUCUAAAUUACGAUUUGCUCCAGCAAGGGAUGCUUGUUUUUGGUUGUGUUAGAAGGAUCAUGAAAAUGCAACUCGAAGUAGCCCUUCCCGGUCGUUUGUGGGGCAUUGUUCCGAUUUCUUCGAUAUCAGAUGUAUACUCAAAACUCCUAAAAAAGAUGGUAGACGGUCGAAUCGACGAGUGUCCCGAUUUGAAUGAUUUGUAUGCUUUGGGAGAUUUGGUAUACGUGAAAGUCGUUAACAAGCAAAAAGGAGCACCAGUACGGUUAAGUCUCUCACCAAAAGAUCUACACAGUGAAUUUAUUCCUUCGCAACUGGCACCUGGUUUAGUUCUUUCGGCAACCAUUGCAGCUGAAGAAGAUCAUGGCUUUUUAAUGGAAACAGGAAUUCGCAACGUACGUGCUUUUUUGCCGAGAGAAAAUCUUUCCCAAAAUGCAGUGGAUAUGGGUAGAAAUCUAUGUUGUUCAGUUGAAAGUGUAAACCUGGUCGGAAAUGGAGCGACGGUAAUCUUGAGAGCAUUUCAUCCGGAAGCUCCACGCGUAUUGGAUGUUGAAGAGCCAAAUUUAAACGUAAUCGUUCCAGGUUGCCAAGUGACGUUCACUGUCGGCAGUCCAGUAACGUUUGGCCUGCAGGGAAUGCUGUUUGACGAUACAGUUACCGCAUUUGUGAAUGAACUCAUGCUCACAAAAAUAACGAGUAAGCCUCAUAAGUACACCAUGCUGAAAUCGAUUCCAGCGACAAUAUUAUACGUGACACCUUCGGCAAAGCAAGUUUACGUCUCGUUGGUACCUUACCCAAACAAUAGGAUCGAAAGCGACGAUUCCAUUGCUACUUUAUCGCUGGUCGAUGGAUACGUAACCAACGUCAACAACGAAGGAGUAUGGCUGAAGUUCAACAAUAAAAAUAAUCGUGCUCUAAUUCUGCGUAGUCACAUUAUGAAGAGCAAUAAAACAUUCGGAGAGUACAACGAACGCACCGUUUUGGGACCGUAUAAAAUAGGCACCGUUCAUAAGGUGCAAGUCGUUCGGCACGCCAUGCUUGACCGUACGUACAUAGUUAACACAAACUUGGAUGAAUCUAUGAACGAAGAUAUACACUCUUCACAAGACGUGGAAAUGGGAAAACUGUACCAAUGCUUGGUAACUAUUGUAUUACCGUCUGGCGAGUUCUUUGUUAAUCUUGGUUGCGCGAAAGGUUCAGUGAUGAGAGAGUACUACGACAAAAAGAACCCGGUUAAAAAGGGAAAUAAAGUACUGUUACGAGCUGUUCGAAUGGAGAAACAUCAACCGUAUAUCAAGUUUACCAACCAUCCCGAUCUUGUCGACAAAGCUGCUAGCAUUCUAGCAAACUGGAAGCAGCUUGAUUCUACAAAGAAUGAUCAACGAUUCCACGGACUUGUUGUCAAAGUAACUACUGAGUAUGUUCUGGUAGAGUUUUCCAAUGAUAUAGUUGGAAUUCUGUACAAACACAUUAAUGGCAUAAUACAAGAUGAACAAAAAUUGUCCAAGCUUGGAAUCGGAGUAGUAGAAAUGUUUACCGUUCGUGAUUUUAGCCAAGAGAAUAGCCGGUUGCUACUUUCGUUGCCUUCAACUGAAAAAAGGUUUUGCUCAGCGAUUGUUACAAGUGCAACCGUGACAUGCGUACAUCCAACUGGUGUUGAUGUGAAAACAGCUGAUGGCAAUUCCGGAACUAUUGCUUUGGAAAAUUUCUCCGAUUUUGGUGAACACAAUUCGUUACAUGCGCGACUCCUUAAGGAAGGCGAACAGUUGACGGUGGUCAAACUGAGUCCGAAUACAUAUAGUGUGCGUGGAGUGGAUUACUUCCAGAAAGCACCUUUACUGUUUAGACAUGUAAAACCAAAAGCUGUGCUAAAAGCUAACUGCUUCACGCAGAAUGGAUGCUUAUUUGCGAAUUUAUUGUUGAAUGAUUAUUCUGAAAAUAUAACGAUUGACCAUUUGGAUAAAAUGAAACGGCGAGAGGUUGAAGAUGGUUCUAUAAUAUUGGUCCAAAUUCUGAAGAUAUUUGGUGGAACCUCGACACAACCACGUUCGUUUAAAGUCAGUACUUCAUUGAGGAAUGUUUGCCAAAAUGGAAUUGAUGAUGUGUAUUCAUAUAUGGCAGAAUACUGGAAAGAUGUUUGCAGUUUAAUUUGCAAAUAUCAGGAGAAUGGCGCUUCAUUUGCCAAUUACAGCAUCGGACAACGUGUCAACUGUACUAUUGAAAAAGUAAUCGAUGGAAGCAACAAAAUGGUUGUGAACGUAACAAAUGGUGAUUCGGAAUCAACGAAAGGAAUUGCUAUUACGGACACAUCUAAGACUUCAAGUGAAUCUUGUUACGAAGUUGGAGAUCAGUUACCAGGACGCGUGGUGUGGGUUGACGUUGAGCGGCAAUUGGUACACGUUUGCCUCGACAAGUCGUUGAUUGAUCGAAUACAGAUUGUAAAGACAAAGGUUUCUAAACAGAUAGAUUUCCAGUCGAAUCCAAAAUUCGUGUCCUGCCAAGUAUUGUUUUCAAACAACUUUGUACGAGUUUGCUGCAUUUUGGACGAGUCGCCGAAUUUGCUUGUACUUGUGCCAGUAAAGAAUCAUUAUAAUGACAUGAUACCUUUUGAUUCAUAUGGGCAGUUGAAGAACAUUCGUUUAGUACGAAUGUUAGGGCCCAUGAUUUUCGGUAUGCGUCAAUCAUCAUACGACUUGUAUUCUUCAUUCGCUGAAGACGGAUCACCUAAAGUUUUAUCACAAAACGAAACAAUGAAGAUCAAGGAUCAAAAAAUACAUCUUCGUUCACACGGCGCUUUAGUUCGUUGCCGGCAGCUACCGGAAACAUUCGAGGAAACGAUUCUCGAUGAGAGCUCAUCAGACAAGUCAGAUUCAGAGAACGACGACGAAGAACAGGACGAAAGCGAUGAUUCGUGCGAAGGUAAUGAUAGCGAUGUGGACAGUGCAGACGAUGAAGAUUUUGUCUGCUAUGAACAUUCAUCCCAAGAAGAGAAUGAUUCAAAUAAGGAUAGCGAUAGUGACGAGCAAAACAACGACAAUUGUGUUGUUGAAAGAACAUCAAACAAGAUCCUUAAACAAUGCCACGAAAAGAAAAUUGAACAGGAUAAUAAUGCCACGGGAGAAAAAGAAACUAAUAGCAAAAAGCGAAAACAUUUGGAAAACCCAUCACUGCCGCAAAACAUGCGUUCAAAAAAAUUGAAAACACUAGCGCAAGGUAUAUUAAAAAAGAAAAAGGUGGAUUACGAAAUGCUGAUAACCGAGCGAAAACAUGGUGUUGCAAAAAAGGGGAAAAAAGAUGCCGUUGAAUCUGUUAAGAAACAAACACUCCUAACUGAUAACGGAGAUACUAAACUUUUUGGGAAGACGAAGAAUAAGAAGAAGAAACAAAAAUCAUUCGUAAUUGAUCAGUUGGAUGGGGCCGGAAACGAUUUUCUGCUCUGUCAGCAACUAGAUGGCUCUGAUGAAACUUGGCCCAUAACGAACGACAAAAAUGCCAAAGGAAAGAGGAAACUUGAUGGACAAAUUCUGCCAGGUACUACAAACUUCUGGGACACCACGCCCGUCUACAAGCGAGCGGCAUCAGACUCUAGCGAUGAAGAUGGAUCUAGCGAGGACGAGGAAAAACAAACCGCCCCGAAAAAGCGGUUGACUGCAAAAGAACGCUUCGAGGCCAUGAAACUGGAGGAAGAACGGUUGAGGAAUAUUGAACAAGAAUUAGCCAACCCGUCUGUCGACCCUCACACCCCGGAUCAGUUUGACCGGUUAGUGCUAGCGCAACCAAACAAUAGCAUGCUCUGGAUUCGGUACAUGGUCUUCCACAUGGAGUCUGCUGAGGUGGAUAAAGCUCGCGUUGUUGGCCGGAAGGCGUUGAAAGCAAUAAAUUUUCGCGAAGAAACGGAGCUUUUGAACAUCUGGAUCGCAUUGCUCAAUUUGGAGAUUCGCUACGAAACAGUCGACAGCUUCAAAGAGGUUCUGCAGGAAGCAAUCCAGUAUAACGACGCCUUCAAGGUGUAUUCCAGGGUUUUAGACAUUUUAAUUGAUUGUCAAAAACACACUGAAGUACGUGAGCUUCUGGAAUUAUUGCAAAAGAGAUUUCGCAAGCAAACUGACAUGUGGAUUUUGGUGGCCGAUGCCUGGUAUCGAAUAGAGCAAGGUAACAAAGUUAAGCCGCUGUUGAGUCAGGCGUUAAAAUCGCUUCCAACAAGAGAUCACAUUUCUCUGAUCGUAAAGUUUGCCUUCCUACACAACCGAAACGGUAAUCAAGAUGAGGCACAACUUUUGUUUGAGCAGAUUCUGACAUCAUACCCGAAGCGAACGGAUAUUUGGUCGCAAUACGUGGAUAUGCUAGUUAAAGACAAAUUAGUUGCGAAUGCGCGUCAAAUUUUAGAACGUGCGAUUAUGCAACGCCUUCCAAUGAAGAACAUGAAAACCUUAUACACGAAGUACGUGAAUUUUGAAGAGAAACAUGGUGAUCGCGAUAGCGUCCGGCGAGUUAAACAGAUGGCAGCCGAUUAUGUGCAAGGCCAGCUGAACAAUGCGGGGGUAACAUCAAAUACCAAUUAAACAAGAGAAAAUGUAUUUCCGAUCAAUGUAUACCUUCUAAGCAAUCAACCGUUCGGA
This is a messenger RNA of Anopheles nili, 4836 nucleotides long. It is a transcript of the gene Rrp5, whose product is annotated as protein RRP5 homolog. NCBI's taxonomy places the organism in Eukaryota, Metazoa, Arthropoda, Insecta, Diptera, Culicidae. Gene Ontology annotation, biological process: rRNA processing. Gene Ontology annotation, cellular component: nucleolus; small-subunit processome; nucleus. Gene Ontology annotation, molecular function: RNA binding; protein binding. The coding region runs from base 1 to 4779 and encodes 1592 amino acids. The transcript is spliced from 4 exons. The record is from RefSeq and is a predicted model, not a curated record.